GAAGGCCGAGUACAUUCCCGACAACCAGGAGCCCAGAACCCAAACCUGUCGCCACUAAUGGCCUCAAUGAAAGAGGUUCCGGAUCCUCCCACGGAACCAAAGCUUCGCACAUAGAGAAACCGGACGUGUCCCCCGUCGGGAUCCCCGGAACCCCUUCCAACAAGCCGGUGUCCAUUUCCAACACGGACCCGUCGCCCCCCUCUCGGGCCGUUCCCAACAGUUUCUCUUCAGAUCCGCCCAGGGGAUCCAGCAGGAUCUCUCCUUCCCUCCCGGCCCCCGGCACAAAGCAAGGCAAGGAGCCCCCACCUGUAACCUCCCGUUACACCUCCACUAUCCAACCCAAAGUUAGACUGCCUCUGUCUUCUAAAGAGACGCCCCCCACCACAAAAGCGACCGCACCUUUCCCAGACAAAGAGACAUCCUCUCUAUCCCCCGUAGACUCAUGCCCUGUUUCCGCUAAAGAGACAUCUCCUGUGGCGUCACGGACCUCCAGUAACAUUGACUCUAAAAUACAGAUGUUUUUAUCGAAGGAUAAAACCAGCGCCAAAGAACCUCCUUAUCUUGGGGUGUCGGUUCUAGACUCCAAGAACAAGAGCGUUCCACCAAAAGGCCCCGGAGACAUCAUCCAAAAAGAGCCACUUGGACGGACCCCGCGGGAACCCACCCAGGAGUUUAUAAGAGAUUCCCCAUCUGAUGGUUUCACAAAAGAGACGUCUUCCAAAAAGUUGCCUUCUGUAAUGAACAGAGAGACCUCGUUCUUGUCGGCACGGGAGCGGAUAAUGGGGCCCACUAUAAAGUCGCCUUACGGUUCUGCUAAGACUUUAGGGAACCCGGCUUCUCUGUAUGAAAUGUCUAAAGAGACCCGUUCAGAUGUCCCUUCUAGACAGAUAUCGAACGUGACCCUCAGCGAGAGCUUGAAGCCAAAAGAGACCGCAGAAUUUAGUUCUACGCAGUCUUUUCCCAAAUCUAGAGAAUCUCAAUCUAGACUCCAUGGUACUACAAGCAGCACCCUGUUGGGAUCGAGCACCCAGCAGCACCCAGAUACCCCACAGCGUACAGCCGAGACCUCGCCAGAUGGUGGGGAGGUAAAACGCCAGAAGACCGCCUCCAGUACCAUCACCCUGAAGUCUGUCAAGAUAGAAACCCAACCCAAGUCUGAGAUAAGUCAUGGUGGGACCAGGCACAACCAGCAGUCACUUCCCUUGGGCCGGGAGGGGUCUCAUUCACACCCGGGGUUGUCGGACACAAAAGAAACCUUGAGCAGAAGCCUUGGAACUGCCCCCGGCUUCGACCUGAGUCCCUCAAGCCAAGAGGUGCCGGAGGGCAGCGAAGUGAUAUUCAGGUGCAAAGUUUCGGGAGAUCCCAGACCGCGGGUCGAGUGGUUCCGAGAGAAUUCGGCGCUGGGGGAGAGGGACGGGGUGCGGAUCAGGGAAGGGGCUCGGAUUCACUCGCUGCACUUGCUGAAGGCACAGACGGGAGACAGCGGGAAUUACAGCUGUGAAGUCUCCAACGCGAGAGGGCGGGUGUCUCAUAGCUGGACCCUGAGCGUCACGCGGCGCAAGAUGGAGGCGGUCGCGCCUCGGUUUGUCCGCAAGCUACGGGGCUGCUCCAUUAUAGAGGGGGAGGAUUUUGUGUUGGAAUGUUCCAUUGAGGGGCAACCGGCUCCUGAGAUCUCGUGGCUGCUGAACGACCAGCCCAUACAAUAUGCCCACUCAGCGUAUGAAGACGGGGUGGCGAGGCUGCGGGUACAGGAUGCCCUGCCGGAGGAUGAGGGGGUAUAUACCUGCCUGGCACAGAACCGCGGCGGGAAGGUGUCCUGUUGUGCAACCGUCACUGUGACCGAAAAGAAGGCGGCAGAGGAGCCGGGGGGCGACCGAGAGCCAAAGAGCAGCCCCCCAAUAUUCCUGAAGCGCCUCACUGACCUGCAGGUUAUGGAUGGGAGUCAAGUCACCAUGAGCGUUGAACUGUCAGGGACCCCCCCUGCCGAGAUCCUUUGGUUCCAUAAUGGGAAAGAGAUUCAGGAGACGGAGGAUUUCCAUUUUGAGCAGAGUGGUAACGAGCACCGUCUGUGCAUCCAGGAAGUCUUCCCCGAGGACACAGGAACCUACAUGUGCAAAGCCUGGAAUAGUUUGGGCCAAACUGCAACGGAGGCCACCUUAACCGUACAAGAGCCGCAGGAGGGAAUCCAGCCAUGGUUUAUCAGCAAACCAAAGUGCACCAGCGCUUCAGUGGGGCAGAAUGUGAUCCUAUCCUGCGCCAUCGCCGGGGACCCCUUCCCGCGGGUACAAUGGCUGAAGGACGGGCGCGAGUUGCCCCCCGAGCGGAUCCUGCAGAGCGACGACGUCUUCACUCUCAUCCUCAGAAACGUCCAGCAGAGCGACGGCGGCCAAUACCAGAUCACGCUGAUCAAUGCGGUGGGAGAAUGCAGCUGCCGGGUCUCGCUGAUGGUCGAGGGAAGCUCCGGGGGUCCCUCUCAUACACACCAAACCUCCCUGAUUGUCUCUUUCUGUCUCUUUCCCAAUCGGACUCUCAGGCAGAGGGAGCAGCUGCGCUCUUGCGAGAGGGAUGGAUGGGAUGAGGAGGAUGCUCUGAGUCUUGGCAGGACUACUGAGGAGCAACAGGAGAACAUUCGAGGGGUUCUCAAGAGGAGAGUUGAGGUCAAGGAGAGCUCGGAGGAGAAGCUCCGGCAGCAAGAGGCGGAACAAGUCGACUUCCGUAGGGUUCUGGGCAAAAAGGUGAGCACGAGGAGCGUUUCCGAGGAGGAUUUGAAGGACAUCCCACCGGAGCAGAUGGACUUCCGAGCCAACCUCCAGCGGCAGGUCAAACCUAAGGCUGAGGAUGAACGCAAGGUCAAUAGCCCACAGCAGGUGGACUUCCGCUCGGUACUGGGCAAGAAGCCAUCGACUCCCAAAACCCCUCUUCCAGAGAAGGUGGUCGCCAAGGCAGCAACUCCUGACUUCAGGUCGGUCCUCGGUGGCAAGAAAAAGCUUCCCACUGAGAAUGGCAGCCCCAACGACGUUCCACAUGAACAGGGCAAAUCAAAGGUGAACUGCUGCACGGUAGUGGAUGGGGGGGUUGCCAAGAACAGCGUGACCAACAACAGUGUCCCUAAUGCAGCCAAGAUCAGUGUCCUCAGUGUGGACAAGGCCAAUGUCCCAGGUACAGCCAAGAACAGUGUCCCCAGUGUGGACAAGACCAGUGCCCCAGGUACAGCCAAGAACAGUGUCCCCAGUGUGGACAAGACCAGUGCCCCAAGUACAGCCAAGAACAGUGUCUCAAGUGGAUCCAAGGCCAGUUUCCUAGGUGCGGAUAAGGCCGGUGUCCCAAGUGUGGCCAAGACCAGUGUCCCAACUGCAACCAAGACCAAUGUCCCAAGUGUGGACAAGACUAAUGUCCCUGCCGCAACCAAGACCAAUGUCCCAAGUUUGGCCAAGACCAGUCUUCCAACUGCAACCAAGACCAAUGUCCCAAGUGUGGACAAGGCCAGUGUCCCAAGUGUGGACAAGUCUAGUGUCCCUGCUGCAGUCAAGACCAAUGAUAAGGACGUUGCCCCAAGUGCAGACAAGCAGCUAACCCCAAAUGUGGAUAAAGAUAUUGCCCCAAGUUCAGAAAAGGACGUUGCCCCAAGUGUGGACAAGGACGUUGCCCCAAGUUCAGAGAAGGACGUUGCCCCAAGUGUGGACAAGGACAUUGCCCCAAGUGUGGACAAGGACAUUGCCCCAAGUUCAGACAAAGACGUUGCCCCCAGUUCAGACAAGGAUGUUGCCCCCAGUUCAGACAAGGAUGUUGCCCCCGGUUCAGACAAGGAUGUUGCCCCCAGUUCAGACAAGGAUGUUGCCCCCAGUUCAGAGAAGGACGUUGCCCCGAGUUCAGAGAAGGACGUUGCCCCAAAUUCAGAGAAGGACGUUGCCCCAAAUUCAGAGAAGGACGUUGCCCCAAGUUCAGAAAAGGACGUUGCCCCAAGUGCGCCCACAAAACCCGAGUUUUCGGAGGUACUGCAGGAUGUACGUGUUACCGAUGGGGAGAAGCUGGUGUUGCAGUGCCGCGUCACAGCCGAACCACCUCCGACCGUUGUGUGGACUCUGGAUGGAAAAGUCAUCAAGUCCUCCAAGUACAUUGUCCUGUCCCAAGAAGGCUCCGUGUGUUCCCUGAGCAUCGAGAAGACCUUCCCGGAGGACGAGGGGCAGUACCUGUGCGCGGUGGAGAAUGCGGCCGGGAGGGCAGAAUGUGCCUGUAAUGUCACGGUGGAAGAUACCUCGGGCAACAAGGGCAUCAAGAAGAGCAAGAAGCCGAGAAGCAACGCUCCGCUCUCCAACGCAACGGAAAAUGAAGCUACGAUUAAGAAGAAGCCGGCUCCGAAGACCCCCCCCAAAGCAGCAUCUGCCCCUCAGAUCCUACAGUUCCCAGAAGACAGGAAGGUGAAAGCCGGGGAGUCGGUCGAGCUCCUGUGCAAGGUGGGGGGGACCCAGCCCAUUACCUGCAUGUGGAUGAAGUUCAGGAAGGAGAUUAAAGAAAGUGAAUUUAUCAAGAUUGAGAGCACAGAAGAGACCAGUAAGCUGACAAUCUCCUCGGCCCGACAGGAGCACUGCGGCUGCUACACCCUGGUGGCGGAGAACAAACAGGGCAGCAAACAGGCGCAGGUUAACCUGACUGUGUUUGAUAAACCCGACCCGCCGGCGGGGGUGCCCUGUGCCUCCUGUAUGAAGGGCUCGGUGCUCACCCUGUCGUGGUACGGCCCCACGUAUGAUGGGGGCAGUGUGGUCGAGUCCUACUCGGUGGAGAUCUGGGACUCAGUGGGCAAAGUCUGGACGGAUCUGACCUCCUGCCGCAGCACCUCCUUUAAUGUGGAGAAUUUACUGCAGGACAGAGAGUACAAAUUCCGGGUCCGGGCCACUAACAUCCACGGCACCAGCGAACCCAGUCAGGAGUCGGAACCAGUUACCUACAAGGAGAAGGAAGAAGAACACAAAGAAGAAGAGGCAGAAGUUUCAGACGACGAGGAGAAGGAGUCGGAGCCGGAAUACAGGGACGUCACUCUCAACAGCAGCGAGAAAGUGACCGACUACUACGAUGUGGAGGAGAGACUGGGCACGGGCAAAUUUGGCCAAGUCUUCCGAAUCGUAGAGAAGAAGAGCAGGAAAAUCUAUGCCGGGAAGUUCUUCAAAGCCUAUUCGGCCAAAGACAAGGAGGGCAUCCGGCAAGAAAUUGCCAUCAUGAACUGCCUGCACCACCCCAAGCUGGUCCAGUGCGUCGACGCGUUUGAGUCCAAAGCCGACAUGGUGAUGGUUCUGGAACUGGUCUCGGGCGGGGAACUCUUCGAGCGAAUCAUUGACGAGGAUUUUGAGCUGACGGAGCGGGAGGUGAUUAAGUACAUGAAGCAGAUCUGCGAGGGGGUCGAGUUCAUCCACAAACAGGGGAUCGUGCACCUCGACCUCAAACCCGAGAACAUCAUGUGCGUCAAUAAGACUGGCACCAAGAUCAAACUCAUCGACUUCGGCCUCGCCCGCAGAUUGGAGAGCUGCCCGAACCUCAAAGUGCUUUUUGGAACCCCUGAAUUUGUAGCCCCCGAAGUGAUAAACUACGAGCCGAUUGGUUACUCGACGGACAUGUGGAGCAUCGGGGUCAUCUGCUACAUCUUGGUCAGUGGACUUUCUCCAUUCAUGGGGGAUAAUGACAAUGAAACGCUGGCGAAUGUAACUUCGGCCACUUGGGACUUCGAUGAUGAAGCCUUUGAUGAAAUAUCUGAAGAAGCCAAAAACUUAAUCAGCAGUUUGUUGAAGAAGGACAUGAAGAAUCGGCUGAACUGUACCCAGUGCCUCCAGCAUUCGUGGCUACAGCAGGACACUGCCACAAUGGAAGCCAAGAAACUCUCCAAAGACAGGAUGAAGAAAUAUAUGGCUCGGAGGAAAUGGCAGAAAACCGGGCACGCAGUGAGGGCAAUCGGACGUCUCUCCUCUAUGGCCAUGAUCUCUGGGCUGAGCGCCAGGAAGUCAUCGGGCAGCGCCCCCAGCAGCCCCCUGUCUGCGGAGCUUGAAGCCAAUGAAGAAGACAACCAGGCUUUCCUGGAGUCGGUGACAGAGGAGAAGCCCCCCGCAAAGCCUUUCUUCACGAAGACCAUUCUGGAUAUCGAAGUCGUGGAAGGGAGCGCCGCGAGGUUUGACUGCAGAAUUGAGGGGCACCCCGACCCGGAGGUGAUUUGGUACAAGGACGACCAACCCAUCAAGGAGUCUCGGCACUUCCAGAUCGAUUACGACGAGGACGGUAACUGCUCCCUGACCAUCUCGGAAGUUUGCGGCGACGACGACGCCAAAUACACCUGCAAAGCCGCCAACAGCCUGGGGGAUACGACCUGCACGGCCGAGCUGAUUGUAGAGGUGAUGGCGGAGGAGGAGGAGGAAGAGGAGGAGGAAGAGGAGGAGGAGUAAAACACGGACUCCGCCCGGAGCACUAACUGAGCACAACUCACGGGGAAUUCAACCAUUUAAUCCCCAGAAAAACUUUGCUUUAUUUUUUUUUAAUUUUUCCAGAACAAAAGUGGAGUGAGAACAUUUUGCUUCAAUUUCACUGAUUGGACCUUAGAUCCCGGCCCGAUACCAGGAGAGGUUCAUCCUUCCAGGCCCGGCCAUCGCCAGAGCUCGGCCAACAAAUCCAAAAUGGUGGAGCUCGGCCCUCCGGCACCGUUAGCAGAUGCCCCAGGGCAGGGCUGGAAACUGACAGGAAUCAGAACCAGAAACUCACUGGAUCUCCAGGGCCUUCUCUGCACUUACCAGAUAUGGGCCAGGACAGGGGGAUAGUGGGGGCAAGAGCCGAGCGAGAAGGGGGCAGGGGGUGGUAACAUUCCCGUAGGUUCUGUAGUUCUACAGUCAUAGUACCUAUACCGUAGAACCGCUACCUUAGUACCGUUACCUUAGAACUGAUACGUUAGAACCGAUACCUUGGUACCGAUACCUUAGAACUGAUACCUUAGAACCAAUACCUUAGUUCCGAUACCUUAGUACUGAUACCUUAGAACUAAUACCUUAGUACUGAUACCUUAGAACCGAUACCUUAGUGCCGAUACCUUAGAACCCAUACCUUAGUUCCGAUACAUUAUAACAGAUACCUUAGAACCAAUACCUUAGUACUGAUACCUUAGAACUAAUACCUUAGUACUGAUACCUUAGAACUAAUACCUUAGUACUGAUACCUUAGAACCGAUACCUUAGUGCCGAUACCUUAGAACCUGAUACCUUAGAACCGAUACCUUUGUACCGAUACCUUAGAACUAAUACCUUAGUACUGAUACCUUAGAACCGAUACCUUAUAACAGAUACCUUAGUGCCGAUACCUUAGAACCUGAUACCUUAGAACCGAUACCUUAGAACCGAUACCUUAGUACCAAUACCUUAGUACCAAUACCUUAUAACUAAUACCUUAGUACCAAUACCUUAGAACUGAUACCUUAGUACCGGCUCAGUGGUUCCUUCCAUAGAUCACCCAAGCAGUUUCCAGGGGCCCCAUGAUGGACUUGGGGGGUCAUUAUUCCGUAAAUAGGGUUAAAGAGGAAUUUUUCCCUAUAAUGAAUAUUAUUCCCCUUGAACAGAACCCAAAGUAGAACCCAGAUUGGCAUCUCGGAAGACUAAGGGCCCAGUUGACUUGUCUUAAAUCUGAUUGGCUCUCCGAUGUUAUGAUGUCACAAGCAGGGGUAAUUUACAUCCGCUAAGGGCAAAUAUAGAAGCAGCAGUGAUGCCAUCAUUUGGGUCGAGUACUGUAACCAAGGCAAAUGGGCCCUUUCUCCGGUUCUGGAGCUGUUGUUACCUGCUGUGCAUUCAGGAUACCCCGGGGGCAGGGGUUGGGGGGUAAGUGCAGAGGAAGCUCUGUAAGAUGAAGCGAUGAUCCAGCACCGGUGCCAAAUGAACCGCUCUCCGGGUUCUGAUUCUCAUCAACAGGACCGACGACCCGGGGACCCUCUUCUUCUACGUGACGUGAGAUUCGCACUCAGAUUUGACUUCACAUUUAAGCACUUUGUUUUCUUUGUUUCCGAGGUUGUUUGGGGGGGGGGGGCCGUGUCCCAUGUUGCCUGUGUGUGGGGCAAUGGGUCAGAACCAGCACCUGGGGAGGGGGGCACCAACCGGGGUGCUGGGAAUAUCCAUGUGGGGGGGCAGCGUUAGGAGUGAUUGGUCCCAUUGGAAUGUUAUAGGGUCGGGCACAAGCGCAGGAAUGACCCCCAAAUGCCUCCUGAUUGGCACAAGGAUUCGGAAUCCGGGGGCCCCAUUCUAGGACUAUUUCCCCUUCACCCCAAUAAUUUCCCCUAGACCCCAAUCCGAUCAAAGAGCCCAAAUAUUUUGUUUUUAUACUAUAUUCAUUUCCCCAUUGGCUGUGUGUAACAUUUCCAUUCAGUUUUGUUCUAUUUUAGUGAGUUUUUUUUUACUCUUCAGCCGGACUUUUAUGCUGGUCUGGUUGCUAUGGUGCCACUGACCCUAACAACCACGCACUGGAUUACACGACAUAAGAUGAACGAGAAAGGCCUAAAAAUAAUAAAUAAAUUAUAAAUAAUAAUAAUAAUAAUGUAGCCUUUACUUUUGGUUGCCGGUGUCACUCACCCUAGCAACAGGACAGCUUGAGAGAGAGACAGAAGAACUGACAAAGAUGACUAAAUCCUUAGGAAAACUUUCCCUUUAAAUGGGGCAAAUCAAUAAGAAUCAUUCCUGAGUUUUUGUCCCCAGAUAAGAAUGAGCGUUAUUAUAGCAACCUGGCAAACAAGAGGUUAAACCCAGUUCUAAGGGAGACGUUGCCCCCCCCCCCCGCCCCCACGGAAUGGACGCGGCUCCGUAUAUGGGACCGUUUUUACGUGUACAAAUGUCACUAGAACCGCGCUCGCCUGUUAUUAUUAUUAUUAUUAUGUUUUUCUGAUGUAUUUUAUUGAAAAUGCACAAUUCUUCCUUUUUUUGUCAGUUUGUAUAAGAAUUUUGGGGGAUUUUGAGAAUGUAGCUGCUCACGUAAUAAGUAAAGGUCUCACACAGCAUGCUUUCUAUAA
This is a messenger RNA of Xenopus tropicalis (tropical clawed frog), 9016 nucleotides long. It is a transcript of the gene mylk, whose product is annotated as myosin light chain kinase. The transcript is spliced from 25 exons. The record is from RefSeq and is a predicted model, not a curated record. Gene Ontology annotation, cellular component: cytoplasm. Gene Ontology annotation, molecular function: nucleotide binding; protein kinase activity; kinase activity. Lineage: Eukaryota; Metazoa; Chordata; Amphibia; Anura; Pipidae. Bases 516 to 6425 code for a protein of 1969 amino acids.